This is a messenger RNA of Petromyzon marinus (sea lamprey), 4663 nucleotides long. Its product is annotated as calumenin-B-like. Lineage: Eukaryota; Metazoa; Chordata; Hyperoartia; Petromyzontiformes; Petromyzontidae. Gene Ontology annotation, cellular component: endoplasmic reticulum. The record is from RefSeq and is a predicted model, not a curated record. Gene Ontology annotation, molecular function: calcium ion binding.
CCUUUGCAAGGAGCGAUCCUAUUGGUAGGUUCGUAGCCCGUGUGUUGAAUGGUUCAGAUCGCUAAAUGUAACGGGGUUAGUGGAGCGAGCGCUAAAGCAAACUAAAAGUUAACUUAAUCCGACGACUUCUGAGGAAUUACCCGGCGGCGGCGGCGACGACGGCGACGACGGCGACGACGGCGGCGAUGGCGACGACGGCGAUGACGCCGCCGCGGUGGGUUCCGGCGCUGCUCACGCUGCUCCUGGCGACGGCGAACCUCGCGACGGCAAAACCCACGGCGGACGAGAAGCCGCGGCACGCCGGGACCCGCGGCGGCGGCGGCGGCGUCGACGGUGCCCGCGACGACGCCCGGCCCUUCGGCUCCGACCACGACGCCAUCCUGGGGUCGUACGCGGCGCGCGAGUUCCGCAGCCUGAGCCCGGAAGAGAGCAAGGAGCGGCUCGGCAAAAUCGUGGACCGCAUGGACGUGGACGGCGACGGGCUGGUGGGCCAGGAGGAGCUGGCUGCGUGGAUUCGCCAGACGCAGCGGCGCUGGCUGCGCGAGGACGUGGAGCAGCGCUGGAGGGACCCCAACGGCGACGGGCGACUCUCCUGGGACGAGUACCGGAACGCCACCUACGGCGGACUCUCUUUCGAGACGGCCGACGCCUACUCCAGGCUCCUGGCGAGGGACAAGCGGCGCUUCGACGCGGCCGCCGGCGGGGUGAGCGGCGGCGCCGCCGCGGGGGGCGUUGAGCUCAGCCGCGGGGAGUUCGCCGCCUUCCUCCACCCCUCCUCCUUCGGGCACAUGAGCGACAUCGUCGUCACCGAGACGAUCGAGGACGUGGAUAAGGAUGGAGACGGAGUCAUUGAUCUGGAGGAAUACAUCGCCGACAUGUACCACCCGGCGGGGCCCGCGGAGACCACGGAGCCCGAGUGGGUGGAGACGGAGCGGCAGCAGUUCCGGCGGUUCCGCGACUCUGACGGCGACGGGCGGAUGGGACGCGAGGAGGUGCGGGCCUGGCUGCUGCCCGUCGGUUACGAGCACGCCCUCGCAGAGGCACGCCACCUCGUCGGGGAGGCCGACGACGGGGACGAGGACGGCAAGCUGUCCAAGGAAGAGAUCCUGGCGAAGUGGAGCGUGUUCGUGGGCAGUCAAGCCACCAACUACGGCGACGAUCUCAACCGCCGGCACGAGGAGCUCUGAGCUUCGGCCGUACGGCCCGGCGCUUACAACCGAGGAAAGCGUUCCGAUUGGCUGUGUCGAAUCGGAAUGCGCCGCGCUGCGCUCCGAUUGGCCGUUGGCGUCGCGUCGAAACCAAACGCGCCUCGUCGCGUUCCGAUUGGCCGACGUGUGCCCGGUUAGCUUGCUCGCGAUUCACCGGCUCGGGCCUGCCGAGUGAUCGAUUUCCCUCUUUUUUUUUAAACGAGCAUCGGGACGGCAUUCACCUCCCUGCUGAGCCAGCGGUUGGAAGUUCCACACUCCCAUGGCGGGAGGGGAGGUUUGGGCCAUCCCCGGGCCCAUCGGACAACCACUUUUGACUUCCGUACAAAGCGGUACUCAAUUUUAUUGACACGACCCCGGAAGGGAGGCACGAUGUUGAUGAUUGUGGGCCUCAAUCCACCGCGGGCAGGAUUUGAACUCGUGGACCUUGAGACUCGAGAGAAACCGCAAGCGUUGCCAUGCAAUGGUUACGGGGUGUAAAUGUUCAUGUUAUAAAAAAAAAAACAAAAAAAUGAGAAUCGUUUUUUUUGUCGACUCGAAGGAAUCCGAUGAGCCGCGAAGCUCUUUUUCCCGUCACCUGCAUGGGCCGUUCCGUUGUCUUCGUGCGUGCGUGUUGGGGAACGUCUUUCGCGCCGUACGUAGCAAAAGCGUGAUGACCGGAUUUGCGGCGGUACAACAGCAAACGCGAGUGUAUGCAACAAUACGGGAGGCUGUGCAAAGAUGCUCAAGCGCCAAAUCGUCGCCCGCCUGUUACCACGAGCCACCAUCGGGUCUGCGUCAACCGCGCAUCCGUGUGUCGUGGCGAAACUCGCGAGCCGAACGCCCUUUGUGUAACUGCGCGUACACGCAGUGGCCCUCUCGAGGCUCGGUUGGCCCUGCAGCCUCCUCCAAGGCCGGGCCCCUCAGCGGCUGUUCCCCCCCUGCCUGCUGUUGUGCUCCGCUCGGAACAGCGGCAGGCGGCGGCGAGACGGCGCCCGUGGAAGCGGCGGGGGGAGGCUUCGGCCUUCGGUUGGUGCGGGAGGGAGGGCCCAAUCGGUUUCCAGGACAACGCUUGCACAUCGUCGUUAAUGUCAAAGCGGUGUUUGCCUUUGCACGUGUUUUUUUGUUGUUGUUGCCGGUGAUGCGUUGCGACGAGGCGCGCCCUCUGCAGGUCGAAGCUCGGAUUGCCCGCGUGCGGGUUCAUCCGAUUUGCGGAUGAACUGCUUGAGAUUUUGGCAUGAAUUAACAAGCCGUGGGCUUUUCCCUUAAGCGCAGAGCGAAUCAUCUUUAAAAAAACAGCGUUGCGUUGUUAUUCUUGGAAAAUGUUUAUUGCAAGUCGCGUGCUUAAACCGAACAAAUGCUCCGGUUAAUCCGAAGUCAAACGUGAUCGCCUCUACACUACAGUAGUUGCAACAUCUUUACACACAGUGGGCGCGGAGUUUGAUGUCUGAUUGGCUGUGGAUCUUGCUGCUGUCAUAAUCCACUCAGUGCGGCCGGAGUCUUCUGCUAGGCGGGAGCCAGGAAAGUCGUAUUAUUAUUAUCACUGAGCACGCUGAUCAUCAUCAUCAAUCGAUCAAUCAAUCGGUCGACGAUCGUCUCGUAUUCGUUCUGAAUCGAAAGAGCAACAAUCAAGAUCGUCGGCUGUGCUUCACUUUGAGCGAUCCCUCCGAUCGUUUUAUUUCGUGCGAGUUUUAAUUUGACGAAACUGUGCGAUGACGGAGAAUAGGGUCGUCGUUGGCGUAACCUUGAAGCAGAAACUGCAUGCUCUGCGCACCUCUUCAAGUGAGCGAGUGCGUCGGCGUGGACUUUUGUAAUGAAACAGGAUCAACGCAUUGUUCACGACACAUCUUUGUCCUGUUGGGGUUAACAAGCUCGAUUUCCUUCGCUUAAACAUUAUUUUGAUGCCCAACGUUCGUGGUUUUUGGCACGGAGACCCGUGGAAAAAUUCUUCUAUUUCUGGAUUAUCUGCAAUUUUUAAAUUACCCGCGGCCCUCCUUCCACCGUUGUUAGCGCGGAAAAUCCAGAGUUCUCCUGCCGUUUGGUGUUUAAACAUCUUAACAGCGCUCCUGCAUUGUUGCCUAGAAGGUUAAAGCCUCAUCAUCAUCAUCUCGAUAGCGGCAACGUGGGUCCCCGUAGAUUACAUCAUUAGACCUCCUUUGCCAGUGCCAAAAUGUAAUAAUAGGGUGUUUGUGUGGUUAAUGCAGACGUGAAUCCUCGUAAAAAGGUUGCAGUUUUGUUGCCAGAAAAAAGGGGGAAAGCCCCUCUUAUCCCCCGUCGAUUGUUGAUUUCUGAAACGACGUUUCGUUUUUUGCAACAACUUUAUUUUUUAUUUUUAUAUUCUUCCCCCGACUGUUGGGGGGAGCCGCGGUUUCGAUGGCGGUCUGCGGGUUGUCUUGUUGCUGACCCGCCGAAAGUCGCUUUAACAUUGUAAACGUUUAAUUUUUGUUUUGGGCCUAGGGGAAAUGCUCACGCGCUCGCUCGCACGAGACGCUCAAGAAGAUCCCCCCCCCCCCCCUCCCUUGUAGCCUGUAACGGAGGGUCGGGGCCAGUGCCGAUUGUCCGUAGCGAGUAGCAGCAGCAGCAGUAGCAGCAGCGCCUAUGAAGGCUACCGGCACUGCGGCACACGAGGGGGUGGGCGGGCCAGCAAACGCGCCCGGCCGCCUUUGUCUCCCCCCCCCGUGGCGAUGUUGACGCACCGCACCAGGCACUCAUUUGCGGCCGAGUCGAUCUAGGAGAGGCCCAGCACCUGGCUCGGGAUAUAACCGUCACCGGCGUCGGACGUGAACGGGAGUCGAACUCUGGCGGCCGGGCUCGUAGUACAGCGAGCUAACCUCCUAAACUUCCGCUUCAGCAGCAGCCGCCGUCCGCCGCAAAGUGGCGGUGCCGUCACCACGACGCCCGUGCCAGGCUAGGUGCACGUCGAGGCCACGCGAAGUGUCGAGCGCCCGCCGGCAGGAGGUCACGGGGCAGACCCAGCAGGUGCCACGGGUCGGCUGACUGAGACGACUGAGAUGAUGCACCACCUGUGCCCCCCUACUGUGACAACUUGCUGCGCUUUAGCCACCAACUACCGCUUCCCACACACACACACACACGUAGACUCGAGUUAUAUUUACAUGCAAGAAUAUUGCCACGUGUUUGUGUUUUUUUUUAAUGUCUAAAUGUCUCCCAAUGUUGUGUGUUCGGGUUGUUACCUGCUGUGCGGUUGUUCAGCACGAUGACCUCCGGGAAAUGAAUUUCCCCACUGAACAACAACAACAACAACCACCGCCGGUCACCGCUUAAGUAGGUGGCGGUGACGUCGGCGCGGCGCUUGUGCCAGGCUAGGUGCACUUUGAGGCGUCAAACAAUGCACAGCGGCGAAAUUCGAGAAUUGUUGCAGAGUUCUGCAGCACGACUGAAAUAAACCCAUCCAGUGUUAUGGUUUGUUGUUCAUGUUUUUUAAAGGACUUUGUGGUUGAAUUAAAAUGUUGAUGAUA